This is a messenger RNA of Apus apus (common swift), 9523 nucleotides long. RefSeq names its product dysferlin (gene DYSF). The record is from RefSeq and is a predicted model, not a curated record. The transcript has 55 exons. Lineage: Eukaryota; Metazoa; Chordata; Aves; Apodiformes; Apodidae. Gene Ontology annotation, cellular component: T-tubule; membrane; cytoplasmic vesicle. Bases 37 to 6456 code for a protein of 2139 amino acids. Gene Ontology annotation, biological process: monocyte activation involved in immune response; macrophage activation involved in immune response; negative regulation of phagocytosis. Gene Ontology annotation, molecular function: calcium ion binding; calcium-dependent phospholipid binding.
UCAGCGGGCGGGAGGCGGCCGGGCCGGGAUGGGACGAUGCUCCGCGUCUUCAUCCUCCACGCGGAAAACGUCCGCACCCCCGACGCGGACAUCAGCGAUGCCUACUGCUCCGCCGGCUUCGGAGGUGUGAAGAAGAAGACUAAAGUCAUCAAGAACAAUAUCAACCCUGUCUGGAAUGAGGGCUUCGAGUGGGACCUGAAGGGAACUCCCCUGGACCCGGGCGCCGAGCUCACCGUCGUUGUGAAAGAUCAUGAGACCGUGGGGAGAAACCGGUUUUUGGGAGAAGCCCGAGUGCCCCUGCGAGAUGUCCUCUCCUCCCCCAGCCUGGCAGCCUCCUACAACCUCCCCUUGCUGGACACCAAGAAGCAGAGCACAGGGGCUUUCCUUGUCCUCCAAGUGUCCUACAUCCCUCCACCAGGAGCUGUCCCCCUCUUCCCUCCCCCAGCCCCCCCGGAGCCAGCACCAGCUGCUUCUGAGCCCGACACAGUCACUGGUAACCAGGAACCCUCACGUGUAGCACCAGGGGGGACGUGUCCCCUGAAGCACCACGUUCUUCCCAGCCAGACCCCUCACCCCGUGGUCCCACCUUGCCCUCGUCUUCCACCUCCUUUCUCGCCCUUUGCAGAGACUGCUGGAGAGGAGGAGAUGGAAGAGCAGGUGCCAACGGGGGAUGAGAGAGAGCCCUCCUCCUCCUCAGGGCCACCAGGCUCCGAGCCCCCCUCGCUGCCCCACAAGCCCCCCCUGCACCACGUCCAGGGGCUGAAGCGGAGGAGAAGCUCACCCAAAAAACCUCUGUCCAACAAGCCUCAGGACUUCCAGAUCAGGGUGAGGGUCAUCGAGGCCCGGCAGCUCCCUGGGGUCAACAUCAGGCCCGUGGUGAAGGUGACAGCUGCUGGGCAGACCAAGAGGACCAGGAUACGCAAAGGCAACAGCCCCUUCUUCGAUGAGACCUUCUUCUUCAAUGUCUUCGAGUCGCCAGCCGAGCUGUUCGACGUGCCCAUCUUCAUCAAGGUGGUGGAUUCUCGGUCCUUCCGGACGGACUCGCUGCUCGGGGAGUUUCGGAUGGAUGUUGAGACCAUUUACUCAGAGCCAAAACACGCUCUCCUCAGGAAGUGGCUGUUGCUCUCUGACCCAGAGGACUUCUCAGCAGGGGCCAAGGGCUACCUGAAAGUCAGUCUCUUUGUGCUGGGGCCUGGAGAUGAAGCUCCUCUGGAGAAGAAGGAGGUCUCUGAAGACAAGGAGGACAUUGAGGGCAACCUCCUGCGCCCCACGGGGGUCACCCUGCGAGGGGCUCAUUUCUGCCUGAAAAUCUUCAAAGCUGAAGACUUGCCCCAGAUGGAUGAUGCUGUCAUGGACAAUGUCAGGCAGAUCUUUGGCUUUGAGAGCAACAAGAAGAACCUGGUGGAUCCCUUCGUGGAAGUCAGCUUUGCAGGCAAGACGCUCUACUCCAGGAUCCUGGAGAAGAACGCCAACCCGCAGUGGAACCAGUGCCUGACCCUGCCAGCCAUGUUCCCUUCCAUGUGCGAGAAGAUGAGGAUCCGGGUCACCGACUGGGACCGUAUGACACACAACGACGUGGUCGGCACCGCUUACCUCUGCAUGUCCAAGAUCUCAGCCCCGGGCGGGGAGCUGGAGGAUGAGUUUCCUGCUCUGGCCAAGCCUCUGAAACCCGCAGACCUGGACGACGGGCUCGGGUUCCUGCCAACCUUUGGUCCCUGCUACAUCAACCUCUACGGCAGCCCCCGGGAGUUCACCGGCUUCCCUGACCCCUACGAGACGCUCAACUUAGGAAAGGGCGAGGGAGUGGCGUAUCGUGGCAGGAUGCUGGUGGAGCUGGAGACCAAGCUGGUGGAGCACCUGGAGCAGAAGGUGGAGGACAUUUCUGCGGAUGACAUCCUGAGGGUGGAGAAGUACCUGCGCCGUCGGAAAUACUCCCUCUUUGCUGCCUUCUACUCGGCCACCAUGCUCCAGGACGUGGACGAUGCCCUCCAGUUCGAGGUCAGCAUCGGCAACUACGGCAACAAGUUUGACACCACCUGCCUGCCCUUGGCCUCCACCACCCAGUACAGCCGGGCUGUCUUCGACGGUUGUCAGUAUUACUACCUGCCCUGGGGCAAUGUGAAGCCCGUGGUGGUGCUGUCAUCCUACUGGGAGGACAUCAGCUAUCGGACUGAUGCUCAGAACCUUCUCCACCGCGUGGCAGACCGGCUGGAAGCAAACCUGGAGAAGAUCCACCUUGCUCUCAAGGCCAAGCACUCGCCCAGAGAGCUGGACGCUCUGGGUGCCCAGCUGAUGGAUGAUGUCAUUGCUGACUGCAGCCUCACCCUGCCCGACGUCCUGGGGAAGCCAGCCAGCACCCACCUGGACCAGAACAUGUACCGGUUCCGCAGCACCAACCUGGAGCAGAUAGUGAAGGCAGCCCUGAAGCUCAAGCACGAAGACUCAAGCCUCUCAGCAGCCCUGGAACAGGCAGAGGAUUGGCUGUCCAGGCUGAAGGCCAUGGCAGAGGAGCCCCAGAACAGCCUGCCCGACAUCGUGAUCUGGAUGCUGCAGGGGGACAAGCGCGUGGCGUUCGCCCGCGUGCCGGCCCACGAGGUCCUCUUCUCCAGGAACAUCUCUGACUGCUGUGGCAAGAACUGUGGGAAGCUGCAGACCAUCUUCCUGAAGUACCCCCAGGAGGAGGCGAUGGGCCCGAGGAUCCCAGCCCAGAUCCGGGUCCAGCUCUGGUUCGGGCUGUCAGUGGAUGAGAAGGAGUUCAACCAGUUCGCCGAGGGGAGGCUCUCCGUCUUUGCUGAAACUUAUGAGAACCAAACCAAGCUGGCACUGGUGGGGAACUGGGGCACGACUGGCCUGACCUACCCCAAGUACUCAGAUGUGACGGGCAAGAUCAAGCUGCCCAAGGACAGCUUCCGCCCCUCCGCGGGCUGGACCUGGGCUGGGGACUGGUUUAUCUGCCCAGAGAAAACGUUGCUGCAUGACGUGGAUGCCGGGCACCUGAGCUUUGUGGAGGAGGUGUUUGAGAACCAGGUCCGGCUGCCUGGAGGCCAGUGGAUCCAAAUGACUGAUGCCUACACUGAUGUGAAUGGGGAGAAGGUCCUGCCAAAGGAUGAGAUUGAGUGUCCUCCAGGCUGGAAAUGGGAAGACGUGGAGUGGGAUACAGAUCUCAACAGAGCUGUGGAUGAAAAAGGCUGGGAGUAUGGCAUCACCAUCCCCCCGGACCGCAAGCCCAAGGCCUGGGUGCCCGCUGAGAAGAUGUACCACACCAACCGGCGCCGGCGCUGGGUGCGGCUCCGCCGGAGGGACCUCGCCCAGAUGGAGUCCAUGAGGAAGCACAAGCAGGAGGAGCUGGACGGGGAGGGCUGGGAAUACGCCUCGCUCUUGGGCUGGCGCUUCCACCUGCGGCAGCGCCGCACCGACACCUGCCGCCGCCGCCGCUGGCGACGCCGCAUGGAGCCCCUGGAGCGCGCCGGGGCCGCCGCCGUCUUCGCCUUGGAGGGAGCCCUGGGAGGAGUGACAGAUGACAAGAGUGAUGAUGGCAAAUCCAUCUCCACCCUCAGUUUUGGUGUCAACAGACCCACCAUCUCGUGCAUAUUUGACUGUGGGAACAGGUACCACCUUCGCUGCUACAUGUACCAAGCGCGGGACCUGAUGGCCAUGGACAAGGACAGCUUUUCAGAUCCUUAUGCCAUUGUGUCCUUCCUCCACCAAAGCCAAAAGACAGUGGUGAUCAAGAACACCCUGAACCCCACCUGGGACCAGACACUCAUCUUCUAUGAGAUAGAGAUCUUUGGGGACCCUCAGAAAGUGUCUGACUCCCCUCCCAACAUUGUGGUGGAAAUAUAUGACCAAGACACCUACGGUGCAGAUGAGUUCAUGGGGCGCUGCGUUUGCAAGCCCAGCCUGGCGCCAUCGCCGCGGCUCUCCUGGCACCCGGUCCUCAAGGCCAACAGGAACGUUGGGGAGCUGCUGGCUGCCUUCGAGCUGAUUCAGAGGGAGAAGCCAGCUGUCCACCACAUCCCAGGAUUUGAGAAUGAACUGUCCUCCAGCCUGGAUGAGUCUGCAGACUCUGACCUGCCAUACCCCCCACCCCAGCGGGAACCCAACAUCUACAUGGUCCCCCAAGGGAUCAAGCCGGUCCUGCAGCGCACGGCCAUCGAGAUCCUGGCCUGGGGGCUGAGGAACCUCAAGAGCUACCAGCUGGCCAGUGUCACCUCACCCAGCCUGCUGGUGGAGUGUGGAGGCCAGCUCGUGCAGUCCUGUGUCAUCAAGAACGUCAAGAAGAACCCCAACUUUGACAUCUGUGUGCUCUACAUGGAAGUGCGUUUGCCCAAGGAGAGCCUGUACAGCCCCCCCAUCAUCAUCAAGAUCAUUGACAACAGGCCCUUUGGCAGGAGGCCCGUGGUGGGGCAGUGCACCAUCCGCUCCUUGGAGGACUUCUACUGUGACCCCUACCGAGAGGAGACAGACAGACCUCAGGAGCACUCAGAUGACGUGAGCCUCACGCCCAGGGAUGAUGUCCUGAUUGACAUUGAUGACAAAGAGCCUCUGAUUCCUGUCCAGCUUGCAGAGGGCAUGACCAGCUCAGCACUAAUUAACAUACCAGCUUCCCGGGCCCAACCUCAUGAGGAAGAAUUCAUUGACUGGUGGAGCAAAUUCUAUGCUUCCACAGGAGAGAGGGAAAAAUGUGGCUGCUAUUUAGAGAAGGGCUUUGACACCCUGAAGGUCUACGAGACGGAGCUGGAGAACGUGGAGGACUUUGAGCAUCUCUCUGACUUCUGCCACACCUUCAAGCUCUACCGCGGCCGCGCGCAGGACUCGAGCGAUGACCCGUCGGUCGUGGGGGAGUUCAAGGGUUCCUUCAAGAUUUACCCUCUCCCAGAUGACCCCCGAGUCCCGGUGCCACCUCGGCAGUUCCACCAGCUGCCGGCCAGAGGACCCCAGGAGUGUCUCGUCAGGGUCUACAUCAUCCGGGCCUUCGACCUCCAACCCAAGGACCCCAAUGGCAAGUGCGAUCCCUACGUGAAGAUCUCAGUGGGAAAGAAAUCCAUAAAUGACCAGGAAAAUUACCUCCCCUGCACGCUGGAGCCCGUCUUUGGGAAGAUGUUCGAGCUGAGCUGCACCCUGCCCCUGGAGAAGGACUUGAAGAUCACACUCUAUGACUAUGACCUCCUGUCCAAGGAUGAGAAGAUUGGGGAGACCGUCAUAGACCUGGAGAACCGGUUCCUGUCGAAAUACGGGGCACGCUGUGGGCUCCCCCAAACCUACUGCAUCUCUGGACCCAACCAGUGGCGAGACCAACUCCGUCCUUCCCAGCUGCUUCACCUCUUCUCCCUGCAGCAGAACUACAAGGCUCCUACCUACAAGUCUGACAGGGUCAUCUUCAGGGAGCAAGAAUACAUCCUCUCUGAGCUGGAGGAUGGGAAACCCCUGAACCCCCACCUGGGGCCAGUGGAGGAGCGCCUCGCCCUGGCCGUGCUGAGGAAGCAGGGGCUGGUGCCCGAGCACGUGGAGACAAGACCUCUUUACAGCCCUCUCCAGCCAGAGAUUGAGCAGGGAAAGCUGCAGAUGUGGGUGGACCUGUUUCCAAAAUCUCUGGGGCAGCCCAGCCCCCCAUUCAACAUCACACCACGCAAAGCCAAGAGGUUCUACCUGCGCUGCAUCAUCUGGAACACGAAGGACGUCAUCCUUGAUGACCUCAGCAUCACUGGGGAGAAAAUGAGUGACAUCUACGUCAAAGGCUGGCUGCUUGGCCACGAGGAGAACAGGCAGAAGACAGAUGUGCACUACAGGUCUAUGGGAGGAGAGGGCAACUUCAACUGGAGGUUCAUCUUCCCCUUUGACUACCUGCCUGCUGAGCAAAUGUGUUACAUUGCAAAAAAGGAGCAUUUCUGGAGCUUGGACAAGACAGAAAACAAAAUUCCACCACAGCUUAUUUUCCAGAUCUGGGACAAUGACAAGUUCUCUUUCGAUGAUUAUUUGGGCUCCAUCCAGAUGGAUCUCAACAGGAUGCCCAAACCUGCCAAGACUGCUGAGAAGUGCUCCUUAGAGCUACUGGAUGAGACCUUGUCUUCAAGUCGCUUUGUGUCACUCUUUGAGCAGAAGACUGUCAAGGGCUGGUGGCCCUGUGUUGCUGAGCACGACCAGAAGAAGAUCCUGGCGGGCAAACUGGAAAUGACUUUGGAAAUUGUGGCUGAACAAGAGCACGAAGAGCGCCCGGCUGGCGUGGGUCGGGAUGAGCCAAAUAUGAACCCCAAGCUGGAGGACCCCAAGCGCCCAGAGACCUCCUUCCUGUGGUUCACCUCCCCGUACAAGACCCUGAAGUACAUCCUGUGGCGGCGGUACAAGUGGGUGCUGAUCCUGGCCAUCGUGCUCUUCAUCGUGCUGCUCUUCCUGGGGAUCUUCAUCUAUGCCUUCCCGAACUAUGCUGCUAUGAAACUGGUGAAACCUUUCAACUGAAGCUGUGCUGGGAGACACCUGAAGGUCCCGUGCCUGCCUGGGGGUUUUGGGAAGAAGCUGUGGCCCUGCACCGGAUCAUACCAGCAGAUGGAGGAGGAACAGUCUCUCUCAGGCCCUUGGCUGCUGCCAAGAAGAAUCAAAGAAUCAUUUUGGUUGGAAAAGACCUUUAGGAUCAUCAGGUUCAACCAUGAGAAGAUACAGUUUCCCUGAGGCAUCGUGCAGAAUCCCACCUACAGCACUCGCCUCGGAAGCAGCACGUAAAAAACACCUGUUCUGAAAUACUUCUUACUUUGCUUCUUUAUCUGUCUUCUUCUUCUUUUGUUGUUGUUGUUGUUAAGCUGCUCUGAUUUGUAAAGCUUGAAUAGCAGUGCAAAACUGAAGAGGGUAGGGGAGGAAAGGACCUUUUCGUGUACAGCCUGUUAUGCUCAUGUGAGCAUACAGAGAUGCUGCAGAACUUAGAGGAGGAGGGCUGGGCUGCUGGUGCAGGCAGCCAAAACCUCUCAUGUUCUCAGCACACUUUUCUUUGCACUCUGAACAAGCCUCAGUUUUCCUGCAAUGUGGAUUAUCUGGUGUAUAUGUGCCUGCUGAAGACAAAAGCUGCAGCACAGCCUGAAGCCCUGGGCUAAUCCACUGCUGUUCCAAAGCAAGCAAAAACCAUGACCGAGAGGCAAAAACUGGGCAGGGGGGUCAGUGGAAUUGCUAAACCAAAACUCCUAUUGCAUGUUGCACUCAUGAAGGAUGGCACAUCCUGGCUCAUGUUUUUUGGAGCUUGUUUUCCCUCUGAGCUGCUCUGUCACCUCUACAGUCCUUCGUGCCUCCCUUCUCAAGCAGCGCGGUUGUGUCGGAGGCAGCGGGGCCGGGCUGAGCCCUUCCCAGGAGAGCAGAGCAGGGCACGGGCACUUUGCUUCUCUCCUCUCCUGCUUUAGGCACCCCCUGCAGCCACAGGUCCAUGCUUAAGCAGGACAGUGUGAACCAGAGUGCAAGGUGAGCUGUGGAGCUCACUGCUGUGGGGCAGAGAACCUGCACUUCUGGGGGUGGGUUUGGUGCCCUUCUGCUUUGCAGACAAGCUGCUGUGAGACACAUCCUGCAGGUCUUGCUCAGCUGGGCUCACAGAAUCAUAGAGACUGGUUUGGGUUGGAAGGGAUCUUAACAAUCAUCAAGCUCCAACCCUCCUGCCAGGGGCAGGGACACCUCCCACUAGACCAGGUUGCUCCAAGGCCCAUAGAUGGGGCUGUGGGGACAUUCCUGCUGUUUUCUGUUCCCUCCUCCCAUCCAUCUGUCUCUCUGCUGCUGCAAUCAGACAGAGCAGUAUCAUCUGAGGGAUUUCUAGCAUUUUGUAGUUCUGGCUCAUGUCAUGUGAGGGUGCUCAUCAGAACAGCAUUAGUCUCCAAUUUCCAUCCUGUAUCCAGUCAUCCUGCAAAGGAACCAUCUCCCAGAACAGGGACAUCAAGCAUGAAAGCAAAUGUCCCUUUGAGAAACAGCUGUUCUGCUGCUCCAGCACUGCAUGGCUUUACUGUGGUCCCUCUGAUGAGAAAUAGAUCCUUCCCCACUGCCCUUCAGCAGGAUAAGACAUUUCUUCCUUGGUCUUGUUUAUCUCCCAGAGCUGUUGCUGCUCAGCAUGACAUGUGAGAACAAGUAGCAGUAAAAAGUGAUCCUGGGGGAUCAGAGUUUCUCAGGACAAACUGUGCUAAUGUGAGCUCCUGCUCUGCUCCAGCAAGGCACUCAAGUCUGUGCUUAGCAGAAGGCAGGGCAAAAAAAACCAAAACAACAACCCAGGCCUAAUUGCUUUGCUGGCUUGGGAUGUGAUGUGCUGAGCAUUAAAUCCCUUGUUGCUCAGUACUGUGAGAGCACCCAGACUGCACAGGGCAGCUCGUGUGUGGAGAUGAUGUCUUUGGCAUAGAGAACAUGCAGCUAUAAAGCCCUGUCCUUGCUGCUGAGGUUUGGCUGAUCCAACAUCCCCUUCCCAAAAGCUUGAGCAGUCAGGUUGGCUCUGGCCUUGCACACCCCAGGGUGGGUAUUUCAUUUUACUGGCAUUUGUUCAGUUUUUCCCUCCCAACCUCAUUUGCAUUUGUUGGCCACUAUCAGACUACCAGGUCUGAGUCAGGUUUUCCAUAAUGCUUUCCCCCUGAGGACCUGAUGAGCUGAGGACAAAAGCUGCUUCUGCUUGCACCUUCAUGAGUUUUGGGCUUUGUAUUUUAGGCAAGUGUUGGUCCUUGUAGCUCUUCCACCAUGUCCCCCUCUGCCAGGGCUGGAUCCGUGUCUCCUGCUGAGCACUGGCACGCCUUGCUCCCCUGUCCAUGGUGGGAAAUCCAGCCCAUUAUUUCACUUCCUUGCUUUGCUUUGCAGAGACUGGUCCCAUCCUGGUCUUACUGUUCUGUCACCCCUGCCUAUGUCAGAAACUAAAUCUUGGUGCCAAGAGCCCUGAAGAGACGAGUGCUUCAUUCUUCAAUGCAGAACACUGCUUGUAUCUGGGUGCUCCUCACCCAUUUUAUCACAACAACCACUGUCUAUCCCAGCAGAGACCAGCAAACCUAUCAAAACACACUCUUGUGUUACCUCUCCAGAGCCUCUACUGGUAAGAAAUGAUAUUCUAUGCCCCAGCACUUGCCAGCAGCUCUUCCCUGACCAACCAGGUGAGUCAUCAGAGAUUUGAGAGCAAGAUCCAGGGCAUCCAAUGGCACAAGGAAAAGGAGAGAGUUCUAUUGCUUCAUGCAAUCCUCCCUGCUCCCAGCCCAGGCUGUGGGGACAGUUCUCAUGCCAAGAAGACCCCCUGGGACUGGGGUGGGUACAAGCAGCUCUGAGCAUCUGCACACACCAACUCAGGCCCAUGUGCAUUGCUCUUUGAACAGCCACAUCCAUCUGUUGGCCUGACUGUGGGCUCUCCAGAGCUCAGUUCUGUCUCUCCACCAAAGCCAGCCAGGAGGUAGAACUUAGAUAUAGCAUUAUCCCUUUUGGCUCCCUGGCUCUCAGGGGUUUGAGAUGCUUGGAAGAUGUGUGUAUCACCUGUCUAUGCCUUACCUGCAAUUCUGCAACAUGCACUGUGGUUACAAAUGAAAAGCUCUGAAAA